Messenger RNA from Fusarium oxysporum Fo47, 1046 nucleotides. Its product is annotated as flavo protein-like protein. NCBI's taxonomy places the organism in Eukaryota, Fungi, Ascomycota, Sordariomycetes, Hypocreales, Nectriaceae. The record is from RefSeq and is a predicted model, not a curated record. The transcript has a single exon. Gene Ontology annotation, molecular function: NAD(P)H dehydrogenase (quinone) activity. Bases 76 to 939 code for a protein of 287 amino acids. Gene Ontology annotation, cellular component: cytosol.
UGAUCCGAUCAUGCCAUGAUAGUUUUCUUGGCAGAAGAUCUUUCGACUAUAGUGGAGCAAGUCGUUUGUAUAUAAAUGCCCGCCAGGAAGACAGCAUUGAGCCCUAAGCACGAAGCAUACCAUCUUCUCAUCAACAUGAAGGUUCUCGUCGUCCUUGCCCACCCCGAGCCCCAGUCUUUCAAUGGCUCUCUCUUCCAAAUGUCCGUUAACGAACUUGAAGCUCAGGGCCACCAAGUACAAACCUCAGACUUAUACUCAAUGAAAUGGAAAUCCGAGAUCGAUCGUACAGACUUUCCUAAUCUCUCAACCGAUGCCCGUCUCAAAGUUGCAUACGCAUCGAGGGAUUCAUACAAAACAGGAAAUCUUACAGAAGACGUCAAGACCGAACAAGAAAAGCUGCUCUGGGCUGACAUGGUCCUGAUUCACUUUCCCCUCUGGUGGUAUACCAUGCCUGCUAUUCUCAAAGGCUGGGUCGAGAGAGUGUUCUCCAUGGGCUUCACAUAUGGAGUUGGCGAGCAUAGCGAGAAGCAUUAUGGCGAUAGAUAUGGCGAAGGAGUGUUUGCCGGGAAGCGAGCGAUGCUUGUCGUUACUAUCGGGGGUCGUGAAGAGCACUACUCGGCUCGCGGAAUUGCUGGACAUAUUGACGACUUACUCUACCCCAUCAACCAUGGCGUGCUGUACUACCCCGGAUUCCAGGUUCUUCCAUCUCAUGUCGUCUAUCAAACGGACAGGCUAGAUCAGGCUGGUUUCGAGAAGGAGGCAGAGACGCUCCGUGAAAAGCUGAGGCAUUUGGAUACCAUAGAGCCUAUACCUUACAGGCCGCAAAAUGGCGGUGACUAUGAGAUGCCGACCUUGACUCUCAAACCCGGUCUGGAGGGGAAGAACGCUACGGGGUUCUCAAUCCAUAUUCGCGACAGCGGAGCAGCUGAGGGCAAGUGAUGGGAAGUCUGGGUUUACUCAGAACAAGACAGAUACAGGAGAUAGAUAAGCAAUGGAAUAAGAAAAGGAGAUAUCGAUGAUAAUAGAAGCUACUUGAAAGUCUCAAU